AUGGCCGGACCCCUCGAGGCCCUACCGACUGCCACCAUUCUACUCCGCAAUGCCACUCGUGCAUUAAACCCUCGGAUUCCUCCCAUAGCCCGGCAGAGCGUCUCCAUACUACCCUGCCGCAUAGCCAUCAUCUCUCGCGACAAACUCAGAAAAGAAUCAUUAGCCAAGAACCCCAAUCUACGCCGAUGCGUCGCACACAAUAGUCUCCUCCGGCGGUCCAUGGAGGAAGCACACCACAAUAUCCGCAAAAGCAUGUCUUCUCUUUACUUCGAGGACGACGAGGAUGACAGUCCAGCCAUGACUUCACAAAUAUCCAGCGAAAGCCCAUCCUCCAGCAUCCGGAGCACAAUCAACGCUGCUGUAAAAGCUAUGGCGCGUCGACAACGGUCAGAGGGUCUUGUCCGGAUGGCUUCUUCCUCUUCUCAGGAACCCGACGGAAAGAAGCCGCCGGCUAAGUAUCGCCGCUACUACGCUCCCAGACUCAGAGUCCACCGUCCUGCGGGAUAG
This is a messenger RNA of Aspergillus lentulus, 507 nucleotides long. RefSeq lists its product as uncharacterized. The record is from RefSeq and is a predicted model, not a curated record. Lineage: Eukaryota; Fungi; Ascomycota; Eurotiomycetes; Eurotiales; Aspergillaceae.